UUGAGCGCAUCUUCUCCUAACAAUAUCACCAGUCUAUCCGGGCAUUGGUCAAUAGAGCUUCCAACCAGUAUUUCAAACCUCCAUCUCAAGAGCUAAAUUCAGCGAAACCAUGAACAGUUCCAAUGAAGGAUCGACCAAUGAUCAGGUUGGAGAGAGAAGUUACUGGAGAUGGAGCAAGCAAGAUUUCUUCCCAGAAGAAUCCUUCGAAAACUGGGGAACGUAUAGAUCAGCGUUGUCGCAGAUGUGUUUCCGGCUGAAGGAUAGGAUCAAAAGCAGGUCGGACGAUGCUGCCGAGCUCGAGGACCUCAGGAGACGGAGCGAGAACGACAUGAAACGUUGCCUGAACUGGUGGGAUCUCACGUGGGUUGGAUUGGGAGGUCACAUCGGAGCGGGCAUUUUCGUGCUCACCGGCCAAGAAGCCCAUAAACAUGCCGGACCAGCUAUUGUCCUGUCGUAUGUCGCAGCGGGCGCAUCUGCUAUGCUUUCGGUCUUCUGCUACACGGAGUUCGCAGUAGAAAUCCCGGUGGCAGGUGGGUCUUUUGCUUACUUGAGAGUGGAACUAGGAGACUUCGUUGCGUUCAUAGCGGCAGGGAACAUACUCCUGGAAGCCAUUGUUGGGACUGCAGCAGUUGCCCGGGCUUGGACUUCCUACUUCACAAACUUGCUGAACCGUCCCUCCAACUCCUUACGCAUACGUACGGGUCUUCGAGACGGGUACAAUCUCCUGGACCCGAUCGCCGUUGCUGUUCUGGUUAUAACCGCCACAAUUGCAAUGAUCAGCACGAGGCAGGCCUCGCGCAUCAACUGGAUAGCAUCUGCAAUCAACACCAUGGCGAUUCUUUUCGUCAUAAUUGCAGGAUUCAUUCAUGCAGACCCUUCUAAUUUAACACCUUUUAUGCCUUAUGGGGCUAAAGGGAUCUUCCAAGCAGCGGCUGUUGUCUAUUUCGGGUAUACCGGAUUCGAUAGUAUAUCUAACAUGGCCGAGGAAACAAAGAACCCCUCGAAAGAUAUACCAAUAGGACUGAUCGUAUCGAUGUCGAUCAUCACGUUGACAUACUGCUUGAUGGCUCUUGCGCUUAGCAUGCUGCAGAAGUACACUGAAUUAGACGAAAACGCAGCCUACUCCGUGGCUUUUCAAAGCGUGGGAAUGAGGUGGGCGAAGUAUGUGGUGGAUCUCGGAGCUCUGAAGGGCAUGACCACAGUUCUUCUCAUCGGGGCACUUGGCCAAGCACGGUACACCACUCAUAUCGCACGAGCCCACAUGAUCCCGCCGUGGUUUGCCCUCGUCCACCCGAAAACCGGAACUCCCAUCUACGCAACUCUCCUGAUUACCAUUGCGAGUGCUCUCAUCGCUUUCUUCUCGAGCCUGGACAUACUGGCAAGCUUGUUAUCAGUAAGCACGCUAUUCAUUUUCACGAUGAUGGCGAUGGCCGUCCUCGUGAGGAGGUACUAUGUACGAGACAAGACGCCUCGACAGAACCUGUCGAAGCUGGUUGCUUUCUUGCUGAUAAUUUUAGCAUCCUCUAUAGGAACUUCAGCUUACUGGGGAUUGAACCCAAAUGGUUGGAUUGGGUACUGCGCGACUAUACCGCUUUGGUUCUUGGGAACUUCAGGGAUUUACAAGUUCUUGCCACAGCAGAGAAAGCCGAAAGCUUGGGGAGUUCCGCUCGUCCCAUGGCUUCCAUCACUGUCUAUAGCAACAAAUGUGUUUCUAAUGGGGUCAUCGGGUUCUGCUGCUUUCCUGCGAUUUGCAAUAUGCACCAUAGUAAUGCUUAUGUACUAUCUUCUCUUUGGGCUCCAUGCAACCUAUGAUACGGCGCAUCAGUCACGGCAACCCGAGGCAAAACUUCAGCAGGCGGACGUUGAAGACGACGGCAAAAGGAACCCGCGGGAGGCAGGGGUUUCUUUCCCUUAAAGGUCACACACUUUGUCAAGCUCUAAAUAUCUAUCGGCCAUUUAGGCGCA
Rhodamnia argentea is the source of this 1965-nucleotide messenger RNA. Its product is annotated as cationic amino acid transporter 5-like. Gene Ontology annotation, molecular function: L-lysine transmembrane transporter activity; L-glutamate transmembrane transporter activity. Bases 110 to 1915 code for a protein of 601 amino acids. The record is from RefSeq and is a predicted model, not a curated record. Gene Ontology annotation, biological process: transmembrane transport; amino acid transport. NCBI's taxonomy places the organism in Eukaryota, Viridiplantae, Streptophyta, Magnoliopsida, Myrtales, Myrtaceae. The transcript has a single exon. Gene Ontology annotation, cellular component: plasma membrane.